Messenger RNA from Didymella exigua CBS 183.55, 1894 nucleotides. RefSeq lists its product as uncharacterized. The record is from RefSeq and is a predicted model, not a curated record. NCBI's taxonomy places the organism in Eukaryota, Fungi, Ascomycota, Dothideomycetes, Pleosporales, Didymellaceae. The transcript has 4 exons. Bases 232 to 1824 code for a protein of 530 amino acids. Gene Ontology annotation, molecular function: zinc ion binding; DNA-binding transcription factor activity, RNA polymerase II-specific. Gene Ontology annotation, biological process: regulation of DNA-templated transcription.
UCCUCUACUAUCUCGAUACGCCCAUUCCUUCUUCCGACGGCUGCUUCAUCGGCUUCUGGUAAUCCAGCAAAUCCCUCUCGAGUAGAGUGUUCCUUUUGCAUGAGGAUCACUUGGCUCCUGUUGAUACUGAGCUGGAUUAACCCGUUUCAGAAUCCGACACCAACAUCCUGACGGCCGAUCGAUCAUUGGAAGAAGAGCCAGGGUGGCUUUCGUCUACACCGUGGAACACCAAUGUCGUCCAUGAACUACGACGGCCCGCGCCAUUUCUCGCGUCCAGCCUCCGCUCGUACCUUCCCGGAGACCUAUUACAAUGAGCGCCGUGUGUCUUAUGACUACCCUCGAGCGGAUCCAUAUGCCUACCCCAUGGGAGGCCCCGUCAGUGGGCUGCGAAAUCGAGCUCAUGCUGAGCGAGAUGAGUUCCAACCAGAGCAGCCAGGCGCCAGACGGCGUAUCGCAGUAGCUUGUGCGCGUUGUCGAAAGAGGAAAAUCCGCUGCUCUGGAGAUAAAGGUGAUGGUCAAGGCUGUCAAAAUUGCAAGGUAGCAGGCGUUGAAGCCAGCUACUGUCAGUUCCAUCGUGUCGGAUCGGAUCACGUCCAUAAGGUCAUGGACAAUUUCAACAUGGUGCAGAGCCUCGCCAGUAUGGCAUCAGCUCACGAUAUGAUGCCUAAUUAUUCUGCUGGUGGGAACGGCCCAUAUCACCGCAGCGUGUACAGCCAGUCGUAUCCUCAGCUGGAAAACAAGUUCGCAUACAGUCACCUCGAUGCCAAACCAGCCUACGCUCCGGAAUGGUCUACAUCUUAUGGGGAUGACACAUCGCCCAUCGAUGACUGCUCUUUCGACCAGUCCUCGGCGUAUUUACCAACGCCAACUACGCCAGCAGGCUCGAACAUGUACGGAUCAUCGUAUCGCUGGACGAACCAGACUGCGCGACAACACCAACCCACGACCAGUUACUACUCGGACUACGGCCAUUCCUACAUCACCAAUGGCUUGCCAUACUUGCAAACCGACGUACGACCAGUUGUUGCGCCAGAGCCGGUCUCACCCCUGAACAUGUCUUCCUUGCAGCUAACGCUCCCGGAGAGGCAUCGCCAACGACAGACCCAGCCAACAGAAGUAGCAAUCACGCCGACGCGUAGACGACUUCCCAAGCCACAGCCAAAUCCAGGUCACGGACUAUGUCAUGCUCUCGAUCAACAACAAGGCCAACGCCUGCGCUCAUCUCAGGCGAUUGCCACACCAUCUUUCAGCAAUGCGACUCCCUCCUAUACUAGCAGCUCCUUUGCUAAACCACUCCUGACUUGGGCAGCUGCCAACGAUAACCUGAUGAAUGCAGUCAACGAAACGACUACGACAGCUAUGCCACCACCGAUAACCCCUCUGGCACCGAUGAGCGCAAGCGAUGUCUCGCCAGACUUCUCUGCGACCGGGAUAUCGGCAGCAGAUAUCCCCAACUCGAAGAACACUGGAACAACAGCUGAGCUCAACUUCAGCACCUUGCCAUUUCUUGAUUCGUCGGCCAUGACCGCACCAACCCCGCCGGCAUACUCGAACUUUAGGGAAUCCCGCGAUCUUUCUGCAUCAUUGACUGAGCUUCCACGAAACGGCUCUUCAUCAAGCCUGUACCCCUUUAAUAGCUCCUCCAGACGGCCAUCCUACCCUGGCGAUAGCUCUUCUGGUAAUCUUGUCAGUGGGCGCCAAUAUACGCCUCUUAGCCAACCAACCGAUGCACCAAACAUGGAGAACCUUACAAGGGAGUCAUUCGAGUCGCGAAAUAUUCCGUUGCGUCAUGCCUCGACCUCCAAUCUCAACAGUAGCUUUUAAGCAAACUUCUGGUCACGCUCCAUUCUGUUACAUGACGGCUACUCGAAGCUCCCUCACCCUACACUGCUUC